ACAAAGUUUAAUUUACUUAAAAUAAAUAGCAAAACUAGCUUGAAAUACACAAAAUCGGAUGCGGAUCGCUACUGUUGUGAUCAGCAACGAAUAUAGUAACAGAUAUAUAAAAUAAAAAUAUAUCAACCUAGAGGACAGAUCGAAAAUGCAAUGCCUCAUCUGGCUAUGUCUACACGCCUGCCUUGUCUGGAAAUUGAUGAGAAAAAAAACUGCUAUUUAUUCAAAUACGCAAUAUUAUUCGGAAUUGUAAAUUCAUUCGUUUACUUCCGAAUGGUAUCGAUUUGGUUAUGUGGUCAUUAAGUCAUUUGAUUUCUUGAAACUGAAAACUAAAUUGAUGGUGAACUUGAAAAUAGCGAUGCCAAAGUUUUUUUCAUUCAUUCGGCACAUUGACUUAACGCAAAUCAACAAAAAAAAGGAAAAAAUAUAAGCGAUGGCUUCUAGCUGGUUUACCAUUUGUACUUUUCUCUACGUGAUUCGAUGAACGUUUGUUUUUUUUCUCUGCGUCAUGCUUCCUACCUUGUACAUAUGAUCAUUUCUUAUAAUGGACAAUAAAAGUUAUAAUUUUUUUAGGCGAUUCCCAAUUAUUUCUGGCAUCCUCGCUUUUUAGCAUGCUGAUUAAAUCUUUGCACAUUUGGUUCAGUGUGCCAAACAGAAAUGUAAUUGGCCGAUGGUCUCAAUGAAACUCUAUUAUCUGUUCAGUUUGCAUGAACUUUGAAAUGACUCUUUGAAGAACGUUUUUAUGAAUUGGUCUCUUAUUAACAACAAUGCGAUCAGCAACAGAAUGUUCAAAUGUUUUAAAUUUAUCGAUGCUAUAAUGAUUAUAAUUUGUUAAUUCACCACUUCAAGUUGAUGUGAUCGUGCAUGAAUAUUCCACGAUAUGAACAUACAUCGACAUUCAUCAUAUUGUAUUCGUUAAAGAACUUUUUAAUUGGAUCUCAAACCAGUAUUCGUUGAAAUCUCACAGUGUGUACCGAGACUAUACUGCCGUUCGUUACUUGCGUAUUCACACUUUUCAUUUUGAGAACGUUUCUUUGUUGCACAUUAAAUGUUGUUGCCUUUAUCCACGAAAUAAAUUUACGGAAGCAAUUAAUUAAGCGUCUGACUUUCAUAUAUAAAUCUAAAGUUUCCAAUUAUAUUCGUGUUUUGCGUUGUUCCUUCAAUACAAUUUAUCAAACAUUCUCAUGAAAUCAAACCCAUAAUUAAUUUCGAUUAGUUCGCCAAAAUGUGCGAUUACGUCAAAGAAAAUUUCAGAUAUUCGUGAAAUGCAAUGCCCGAAACAAAUAUUAUGAAACUGUGUGUUGCAUGCAAAAACGUGACAAUUGUUAUUAUUUUGUAUAGUCGUACAUCGAUUGUCAUGUCGUUCAGCUUGCACUUGUAGACAUCAGUAGUUGCAAACGGAAAUUACUUGGAAGCUAUUUCAUUUAUCAGAGUAGAUUAAAGCAGCAAACACAAAAAUUGCUCCACAUUACGGUCGUAAGCAUCGAAACAGUCCUACCUGUGUUAGUUGGCGUGCGUUGUACGCAAAUCCGAUUUCAUUUUCAUUUCCAAUUCGAGCUUUGAUUGAUGCAGUAACACUUUGAAAGGAUUCUUGGUACACAACAAAUAGCAUAGGCUGAAAAAGAGAGAAUGGGAUGGUACGAUUUAUUUCACAGCAGCGAUGGACCCACACUCUACACGAUAUCAAAUCGAACAUCAGUCACGUAUGAUGUCUCCAUGGUGGCCGUAUGCAUUCUCUUUGCAACAUUUUUUUUUGCAUUUAUCAUUAUAUUCCCGGGUGUUAGAAAACAAAGAUUUUCAACAUUUUUAACGGUUACCCUAAGUUUGUUUGUCGGUCUAGUCAUUUUGGUCACACGUCUAGGAUCAGCAUGGCAUGUUUCAUCAACACACAUCGUGGCACCAUAUCGAUCAUUUUCACGGGAAAAAAUACCCGGAAUGAUUGGAGCCUACAUUGGAUUGAUGCAUUUGAACGUUACCUUGAAAGCGCUACCAGUUGGAAAUUGGACGAUCCGCGAUAUUGAUUUUAAUGAGCAAUUUCGUUGGGAUGCAGCACAUGACAUGCAAAAUUCGUAUCACAUGGCAUUAAAGCGUGGUUUGCCUUAUCCUAUUUUGACAGUUGCAGAGUAUUUCAGUUUGGGACGAGAGGGUUUUGCAUGGGGUGGCCAAUAUAGAGCAGCUGGUUAUUUUGCCAGCAUAAUGUUGUGGGCUUCAUUUGCAUCAUGGCUUCUGAUGAAUCUAUUGUUGGUGGCCGUGCCUCGAUAUGGAGCGUACUGUAAAGUUGUUACCGGAUUAUUAUUAGUUAGUACAAAUUUAGGUUAUUCAUGGUUGGUACCAAAACCGCAGCUCGUAAUCAUUAUGGAAGGUGGACGUUUAACGUUCCAUUAUGGCUGGUGUUUUUGGUUGAUCUUGGUUGCGGGAAUUUUGUGUUUGUUCGUUGGUAUUGUGAUAUCAGUGAUUGAUUUGGUUUGGCCGCACACAUUCUCCACAAUUGUCGAAGUAUACUUUGAUACGCCAUACGAUCGACAUGUUAUACUUGAGGAAUCGCAUGAUGUGCGGUAUCAAAAGCGGAAUAGUCGCGCAUUAGAUGAAAGCUUGGGCCAUAAGAUAUUGAGGCGUCUAUCAUCAAAGACGAGAGAUAUGAAUGGAAGUACAGCCAGCAAUGGCAUUGACAACCGAGCAUAUCAGCGUGAUGCACCCAACUCACCCUGGCAUUAUUCCCAUCGACAGAGACCACUCCAUCCGCCGUUGCAUAGAACAAUCUCUGAAGAUUCAAACGCAUCGAUGCAAAUGGAAAUGCAACCAGUUCAAAAAAUGGUUCUCUCACGAAAAUUACCGCAACCUAUAGCUGAACAACAUACUGUUGACAUGAAUUGGUGAACACGAGCACUUUUCCCAUUCAAAAUCUAGUUCAUAGCUGUAUAUGUUACCAGUGAACCGACUUUGAUGAAAAGAUAGACUCCGAUGCAAAGCGCAAUAUUUUUAAAAAAUGAUUUAGUGUUUAAGUGAUUUUUUUUAAUUAAAUCUGUAUUUGUAUUUGUAUUUGUAUUUGUAUUGAUUAAGAUUGAAUCGAAUAGUCAAUCUUGAAAUGUACGCGCAUUUUUUUGGCGCAGGUAAUUCUGUGAGAUAAAUUCUUAACAUUUUGAAACAUUUUACAAUAAAUGCAAGUCGUAUUCAGAUCUAAGAUCAUGAACCAAUUUAAAAAAAUGUUACAUCACAAGUUUAUACGGUAGAUUUUAGAUCAUUUAUUUAAUUGGAAAACUAAAAUUAUUCUAACUAAAUUCAAUUUGAUGGAAAAUGUUAUGCUCAAUGAAAAGUCACUCAAAAUGGGACUAUAACAACAGAAAUGCUUGGACCAUUUAAAAUGGAAUGAAUUAAGAUGAAAUAAAACUUCUUUUUAAUCAGA
This is a messenger RNA of Sitodiplosis mosellana (orange wheat blossom midge), 3400 nucleotides long. It is a transcript of the gene mol, whose product is annotated as dual oxidase maturation factor 1. The transcript is spliced from 6 exons. The record is from RefSeq and is a predicted model, not a curated record. Gene Ontology annotation, biological process: protein transport. Bases 1627 to 2874 code for a protein of 415 amino acids. Lineage: Eukaryota; Metazoa; Arthropoda; Insecta; Diptera; Cecidomyiidae. Gene Ontology annotation, cellular component: endoplasmic reticulum membrane.